Messenger RNA from Drosophila subobscura, 522 nucleotides. RefSeq lists its product as uncharacterized. The record is from RefSeq and is a predicted model, not a curated record. Bases 142 to 522 code for a protein of 126 amino acids. The transcript has 3 exons. Lineage: Eukaryota; Metazoa; Arthropoda; Insecta; Diptera; Drosophilidae.
UACGAGACACAUCAAAUAUAUUUUCUAGGAAAAUAUUUGCUUAGCAUUAAGUCUAAGCUAGAAGGCACAUCCCGUCACCCAUCAGUGUGCACGCGGGGAAUAAUUUGUUGGCGAACUUUCAACAAGAUCAAGCUAGACAAAAUGACUGUGCCAAAUGAUAAUGAUCCGCGCUAUGCGCCAUUGUACGAGAUUCUUGCUGGCUUGCCCGCACGCGUCGAGGUCAACGCUGAGAGCGUUGGCUUGGGCUACCUGAACAUUUUGCCAUAUUUUGGCGAAAUGAUUCAAAUUUGCUUGGUCAGCAAGGGCGGCAACAAGGGCAAGCUUGUGGGGAAACUGGAGAUGCUGACACCCAACGGAGACGUUAUUCUGACCCAAUGCUGCAAGUUGCUCUGCUACUAUACGUCCACUGAGCGUAAGCUCCCCGUGGGCAUCGUCAAGGUUCCAGGUGCGCACAUUAAGACCGUCUACUGGAAGGCUUCAACUAAGCCGCAGCCAUCGGCUGGCUCGCCGCAGAGCCAGUAA